UGAGAAGGCAGACUGCACCGCUGUCUCUGUUAUUACUGCAUGUUUAUCACGGGUUUGACAGUCUGAAGUUCCUCUCCAAACAAACUAGUUUACAUUGAAUCUUAUAGUAAUCGUCCUGCACACUCGGGGUGAACAUGUAGAGAUGGAUUUCAUGAAGCUGUUUGGCACUGUUAUCGCCGUUUUGUUCCACCCUGGAUCCGCUUCUAAAAUAAAUGGCCAGAGGAUCUGUCGGCGUGGGACAGAGCGCCCUUGCUACAAGGUGUCCUACAUCCAGGACAUCAGGCGGAGGGUGACCUUUGAGGAUGCCAGGCAGGCCUGCAGGUUGGAUGGAGGCGAGUUGCUCAGCAUCGAAACAGAAAGUGAGCAGCGACUGAUAGAGAGGUUCAUACAACAGCUGCAGGCUGGAGAUGGAGACUUCUGGAUCGGGCUCCGCCGCAGCCCAAAGAGCUUCAGGGCAGGGACCACCAGCCCAGGCUGCCCCUCUCAGUACUAUUGGCUGGAUGGAAGCAAGGCCAAGUUCAGAAACUGGCACUGGGAUGAGCCGUCCUGUGGUGCGGAAAUGUGUGCAGUUCUGUAUCACCAACCCUUGGCACCACCUGACGAAGAAGGUCAUUUCCUCUUCCAGUGGAAUGACGACAACUGCAACUCCAAGAACAACUAUGUCUGCAAAUACCCAGAAGAAAAUGUACCAGCAUUUACUGAGGAAGGGAACACAGCACAUGCAGUUCCAACUCUGAGGCCAAACUUAUUCUCAACUACAGAAAGUGACGAGAGGAUAAAAAUAGGGCUGCCUGAAUCAUCAGUGUCUCUCCCAGACGACACCCUGUAUGUUUCCUACAUCCUUUAUGCAGCUAUUCCUGCUGUACUGCUUCUGCUGUUUGCAGCUGCUGGCUUCCUCUGCUACAAACAGCAUGCUAAAAGGAGGAAGACAGAAACGGAAAGUUAUCCCGGCAGACCCAAACCCUGGAUGUCAACAGCAGCUUCACCUUGCCCUGUACAAGGACCUUACGCCUUUAGUGACAUUACCAAACUGCCUCACACUGCUCUGGACAGCAGCAUGGCAGAAAACAUCAUGACAAAGUACUCAUGCUCUCCUUCCCAGGACUCCCAGUGUGACGAUUAUGAGAAUGUGUCAUGCACGGACAGGGAGAGCGGCUUUGUGAACAAUGACAUCUAUGAGACCUGCAGAGGUCAGAGCCGACGCUGCCGCAGUCAAACUGGUUGGGUGGACAAUGAAAUCUAUGGAUAACACUGUUGAUGUUUAUUGGGUUUCUGUGAGUGUUCAUACCCUCAUACCAGCUAACAAAUAUGACCAAGCUAGACAGAAGAACACAAUGUUCUCCAUCCCCUCUCUUCCUCUACACCCUAUUGGUUACUCAUGUUUACACGACGACUUAACAUAUGGCUGUGUGUAUCUUCAGUGUUGCAUCCUGAGCAUCCAGCAUGCAAAGCUGCAAGUCAGACUGAUGCUUAUAGCAGGGUUCCCAAAUUUUGGUCAACUGUGACCCCAUAUUUAGGUCCCAAAAUUUUUACACCACCACUAACAGUGCUCUGUAGUUGUCAUGUGAAUCUGGGCAUGGCAUUAGAUGGAUUAUAUCAAAAUUAUAAUAUAUUUCAGAUAUAUUUAAUACGUUUUAUUAAG
Scomber japonicus (chub mackerel) is the source of this 1642-nucleotide messenger RNA. It is a transcript of the gene laynb, whose product is annotated as layilin b. Bases 143 to 1249 code for a protein of 368 amino acids. Lineage: Eukaryota; Metazoa; Chordata; Actinopteri; Scombriformes; Scombridae. The transcript is spliced from 7 exons. The record is from RefSeq and is a predicted model, not a curated record. Gene Ontology annotation, molecular function: hyaluronic acid binding.